AUGGGAAAGCUGUUAGAUCUCAUCAUACUCGACACCAGAAAUUACGAUCGAAGCAUCACGUCGCUUGGAUGGAAUGACGAAUACAUUGAUCUCAUCCGUGAUGAUCCCAGCCGCACUCUAAUGGGCUCUCGUCAAGAGAAUUGGUUCUACAGGUCUUUAAGCGAGUCAAACGAGCGUGGUGCGACUUGGCGUCUCGUCGGAAACCAAAUCAUUUUUUCUCGCAUUGUGGAGAGUGAUGACGGCAUACUCAGCGGAGAUAAUUGGAAUGGAUACAUUGCCAACCGAAACCGCACAUUGCAGCAUCUGUACGACCACAAUAUCGGCAACAACAUCUUCCUUGCGGGAGAUAGUCACCAGAAUUGGGCUGAAAGCCCGUAG
This is a messenger RNA of Colletotrichum spaethianum, 378 nucleotides long. RefSeq names its product alkaline phosphatase D. Lineage: Eukaryota; Fungi; Ascomycota; Sordariomycetes; Glomerellales; Glomerellaceae. The transcript has 4 exons. The record is from RefSeq and is a predicted model, not a curated record. Bases 1 to 378 code for a protein of 125 amino acids.